Molecule: messenger RNA, 2281 nt
Organism: Owenia fusiformis
Lineage: Eukaryota; Metazoa; Annelida; Polychaeta; Sabellida; Oweniidae
Source: the annotation of a GenBank genome assembly
AGGUCACAGUCGUGUCAGAAAAAAUCGAGAAGAUGGCUCGUCCGAAAGUGGAUGAUGAGGCAUUUGUUACCUUAACUACCAAUGACACAUAUUCCCUAGGAUGUUUAGUGCUGGGAAAUUCCUUACGAAGGGCAGAGACCAAUCGAGUUUUGGUUGUCAUGGUAACCGAUGGGGUUUCAUCAUCAAUGAGGGAACAACUGUCGAGGGUGUUUGACCUGAUAGUUCGAGUUGACGUCCUGGACAGUCGGGAUUCACAAAAGCUUGACCUCUUGACCCGACCUGACCUUGGGGUGACCUUCACAAAACUACACUGCUGGAGGUUGACCCAGUUUAAAAAAUGUGUCUUCCUAGAUGCUGAUACUAUGGUGCUCCAAAAUGUAGAUGAACUUUUCGAGAGAAAGGAGCUUUCAGGCGCACCAGAUGCUGGAUGGCCAGACUGUUUCAAUUCUGGCGUGUUCGUGUACGAGCCAAGUGAAGAGACCUAUAGUUCAUUAGUUGAAUUCGCAGUAAAACAAGGCAGCUUUGAUGGAGGUGACCAGGGUUUAUUAAACCUGUACUUCUCAGAUUGGUCAACAAAAGAUAUAUCACGUCAUCUCCCAUUUGUAUAUAAUGUAGUCUCUCAGGCCUUCUAUAGUUAUCUACCAGCAUUUAAACAAUUUCACGACAAGAUACGCAUUGUUCAUUUCAUCGGGGCUAUCAAACCAUGGAAUCACAAGUAUAACACACAGACGGGGGAGGUUGAAAUCCAAGAAGAGGCUGGACACAGCGCAGAAUUUCUCAAGCUCUGGUGGGCGAUAUUCUUAUCAAAAGUUCAGCCAUAUUUAGACCCACAACAGACAAUUUACGAGAAGGGUGGGUUAAUAGGCCAACUAGCGGCAUUAUCGAUCAACAAAACACCCGAGCCUUACCCCGGGUACAGCGGACCCACCCCUGGGUCGAGGGAGCACCAGUAUGCCUGGGAGUGUGGCCAGAUUGACUACAGGGGGAUAGAUGCCUUUAGCAACAUUCAACAGCACCUUGACGCAACCAUCAAUGGCAGUCAACCAGUAAAUAAGACAGUUGAGGCUCCAACUCCUGCCGAAGCAGUAAAAGAGCCAGUAAAAGAGGCUGCCAAAGUUAAUGAGGUUGCCAAAGUUAAGGAGGCUCCCAAGAAGAAAUGAACCCUGUGAACGACCCUGCAAACAAGAAAGGUUGUGGCAUGACGUGUGACUAAAAGAAUAGAAUAUUUGUAACCCUGUAUGGAUUGUAACAUUCGAAACAGACAACAAUUUCAAUUUUAACCCUGCGUGAAGAGCAAGCAGAAAGGUGGAAAUGCAUGAUUUUCAAAAAAUGCAUGGCCCAUUGCUUGACCUUCACACCUUAAGUUUUCGGAUUCCCGUUGGUUUCUAGAUACCCGAUUGAUAUUAAGCUAAUGGAAAAAGUAGUUUUGAUCAAGGUCAUAGCCAGGCAAGAUUCAAUUGAGACAGUAACCAUGGUAAUUGAGUGUAAAAAGUCUGAUAACAAAAAUUUGGGCAGUAGUCCUUCUAAAAUGGACAAUUUGGAUAAAAAAAGUUUAUAAAUAUUUCUUUUAGCAUGGCUCAGUAACAUAAAAACACUCUUGCUAAGUCUCAGUCUUUCAAAUCCUGGCAUUGGCCCUGAUGAUCCUGUACAAUAGGACAUUUAUUGUUUUGAUCCCAUACAAUAGGACAUUUAUUGUUUUGAUCCCAUACAAUAGGACAUUUAUUGUGUUGUUUCAGAAACUCGAAAAAUCAUUUUCAACUGAAUGGGAACCCGAGGGAUAUCUUUUCUAAAUCAAGAAUUUAAAAAUAUUUUCCAAUAUGAGGCAAAAAGAAUACAGGGUGUCUGAAGAUGUGAUUGAUAAAAAUCGUUGACACCCUGUAGAAUUCUCAUGCUUGAAUAAGAAUUGAGCUAUUUCAUACAAAAAAUAUUUUACUACUAAAUUAAAAGUUACAAUAAAAAAUGCUACACCCAAGAAAUUGUUCAAACAAAAAGAUUGUAAUUGCCAAAAAGUGCUUAUCAAAAAUGUGCCAACUUCGUAUUUGCUAAGCAUAUUGAUAAGUAUAAUUUCAAGUUUCCUUGUGUCCAUCCAUAUUGAUUUUGUUUCGUUUCGCUGAAAUAAGCUAAAAGCUACGUAUGCAAUAACAGUUGACCUGCAUGACAUGUAAGGGUUUCAACUAAAAAUAACUUGUAUGACCAUUAUAAAUGGACUUGCUUUGUAUCAUUAUUAAACAUGGAUUGUAAUUGUAAAUGUACUUGUAUUGUAAAUGUACAUGUACUUGCA